This is a messenger RNA of Macadamia integrifolia, 3186 nucleotides long. RefSeq names its product probable cyclic nucleotide-gated ion channel 14. NCBI's taxonomy places the organism in Eukaryota, Viridiplantae, Streptophyta, Magnoliopsida, Proteales, Proteaceae. The transcript has 8 exons. The coding region runs from base 516 to 2768 and encodes 750 amino acids. Gene Ontology annotation, cellular component: membrane. The record is from RefSeq and is a predicted model, not a curated record. Gene Ontology annotation, biological process: transmembrane transport; potassium ion transport. Gene Ontology annotation, molecular function: voltage-gated potassium channel activity.
UCAAAAUUUUGCAGAUGUGAUUUCUCUUAUAUUUCUAGAGAUGCUAACGGUGUUGUGCAUUUCCUAGACCAGAAGUCCUGGCUCUCUAACAAGUAAAACAGUUUAGCCAAUUUCCACUCCUUAACUUUGGAACCUUCGUAAUCAGGAAGCCUUGAGCUCCCCUUGUCCAUUACUACAAGGGGAAAGAAAAAAAAAAUGAUAAUUAUUCCUUUUUUUUGGGAGUGAUUCUGUAACUUGCGGCCAUUAGUUAGGCCCAUUACAACUGUAACAAUACAGAUGGUGAAGUGGGUCUCGGACUCUAGUCCUCAACAGUCAACAGUAACAAUAAGUUUAGCUCUUCUGCAAGUCGGUGAAAUGGCUUAAACAUUCUCCGAAGUCCAGAUUGGUAAAAGGCGCAGAUAUCCUCUGAUUGUAAGCUCUGCUUGCUGGAUUGUGGAGAAUGGGCUUCAAUUCUUUGAAUUGGUCUUGAUAGUGGUUCUGUUCUGAUGUAACUGUCUGGUUCUUCUUGGGAAGUUAUGGAGCUCAAGAAAGAGAAGACAGUGAGGUUUUAUCCUGAUGAAAAACAACAUUCUGAUGUGCUAUGGGAGAGAACUGAACCCCUGCACCUUCGAACACCCUCACCCCUAUACAAGAUUUCAGCUCCUCUGCUGAAAUCUGAUGGCCUAAAAUCUGAUGACCAUGGCCUUAGCCAUGAUGGAGUUUUAGGUGGAGGUGGUUUCAGAAGUAAAAUUACUGGGAGCUUCAACCUUGGAAGGUCUAAAGUCUUUCCAGAGGAUGACGAGCCAUGGAGGAAGAAGAUACUUGACCCAGGCAGUGAUAUUGUCUUGCGAUGGAACCGGAUUUUCCUGUUCUCAUCCUUGGUGGCUCUGAUUUUAGACCCAUUGUUUUUCUACCUGCCUUUGUUAGUAAGUGAUGGGAGCGCACCACCUGGGACUGCAACCUCAACGUGUAUGGAGACGGAUUUGAAUCUGGGGAUUGUCGUGACAUGUUUCCGAACAGUUGCCGAUCUGUUCUAUCUGUUGCACAUCCUCAUAAAGUUCCGGACAGCAUAUAUAGCACCUAUAUCCCGGGUGUUUGGGAGGGGUGAACUUGUAAUGGAUUCUAAGAAGAUUGCAAAGAGAUAUUUAAGAACAGAUUUCUUCAUCGAUCUGGCGGCUACACUACCUCUCCCACAGUUUGUUAUCUGGUUUAUAAUACCAGCACUUAAAAGCUCCCACACUGAUCAUACCAACAAUGCCCUUGCACUCAUUGUUCUGAUACAAUAUGUUCCAAGAUUAUAUCAAAUAUUUCCGCUGAGUGCCGAAAUUAUUAAGGCUAAUGGAGUAAUCACAAAGACUGCCUGGGCUGGGGCGGCAUAUAAUCUACUGCUGUACAUGAUAGCUAGUCAUGUUUUAGGGGCAUCAUGGUACUUGUUGUCGAUUGAGCGAUAUACAACAUGUUGGAAAACAGAAUGCAGAAAUGACAUAAACUGCAGCCUUAGUUAUUUAGACUGUGACUCUUUGCAGAAUAAUAAUCGCGUGGUUUGGGCAAAUGGUACAGUUGUGUUUGCUAACUGUGAUGCUACCAAUUCAAAUAUCACUUUCAAUUAUGGCAUGUUUACGAAUGCAUUUACUAAUUAUGUGGUCGCCUCAAAAUUCCUCGAGAGAUACUUCUAUUGUUUGUGGUGGGGGUUGCAAGUGUUAAGUUCAUAUGGGCAGACUUUGCAAACAAGCACGUUUAUUGGGGAGACUUCGUUUGCUAUACUUAUUGUCAUUGUGGGUCUGGUCUUAUUUGCCCAUUUGAUUGGAAACAUGCAGACCUACUUGCAAUCCAUCACGGCAAGGCUUGAGGAGUGGAGACUUAAACGACGGGACACUGAAGAGUGGAUGAGGCAUCGCCAACUCCCUCCAGAUUUGCAAGAGCGUGUGCGGAAAUUUAUUCAAUAUAAGUGGCUUGCAACGCGAGGAGUUGAUGAAGAAGCUAUCCUUUGUGCCUUACCAACUGAUCUCCGUCGAGACAUCCAACGCCACCUAUGUUUGGACCUUGUUCGGCGGGUCCCCUUUUUCUCACAGAUGGACGAUCAACUACUAGAUGCCAUAUGUGAGCGCCUUGUAUCCUCCUUGAGUACUGAAGGCACCUACAUUGUUCGUGAAGGUGACCCUGUAACUGAGAUGCUCUUUAUAAUCCGGGGAAGACUGGAAAGCUCUACCACCAAUGGGGGGAGAACAGGUUUCUUUAAUUCUAUUACUUUAAGACCAGGUGAUUUUUGUGGAGAGGAGCUGCUUGCAUGGGCUUUGCUUCCAAAAUCCACUGUUAACUUGCCUUCUUCCACAAGGACAGUCAGAGCCCUUACUGAAGUGGAAGCUUUUGCUUUGCAAGCAGAAGAUCUCAAGUUUGUGGCCAACCAGUUUAGACGAUUACACAGUAAGAAACUGCAGCACACUUUCCGCUUCUACUCUCACCAUUGGAGGACAUGGGCAGCUUGCUUCAUACAGGCUGCUUGGCGUCAAUACAAGAGGAGGAAGUUGGGAAAGGAUCUUAGCAUGCAGGAGUCCUUGUCUUUCUCAUAUUCAUCAGAUGUGCAAGAAGCUGUUGAGACUGGGGACAAGGGAGAAGGCUCUACUGCUGCUUUGGUGGGUCCCUCCACAGCAGUACAAAACCUUGCUGUAACAGUAUUGGCUUCAAGGUUUGCUGCAAACACAAGGAGGGCAGGUCAGAAAAUCAAGGGUGUUGAGAUUCCCAUACGGAAGCCUGAAGAUCCCGACUUCUUUACCGAGGCUGAUGAUUAGGUUACUCUGCAAAUGGUAAAAUACUAGCAAUGCAAAUAGAUGUCCACGAUGAAUCUCAUUUGAUCCCCCACCAAACGCCCCAAUACAAAACCACCUAGGGGAAAAGGAAAGAUUUUAAGGGGAAUGGGAAGGCUAUUCUGCCUGAGGUUUGAAGAUACUAAUAUACGUAAUGUUUCAUGAGUGACUCGCCUUUAGUAAGGGCUGUACAUUUUACCUGUGUAUCCAUCUUACUUUAUACACAGGUUUGAACUUCAAACUCUGGCCGUAAAACCUAUUGUUUCAUCAAGUAAGAUGGAUACACAGGUAGCUUUUCAUUUGAGAUGUUGGCAGAAUAUUUAUGAAUGCCUGUACUCUAUUGUACUCAUAUUUCUGUUUUUUUCACAGGUUAUAUAUUUUUAAUAAAUUUUUUUCCUUCUAA